This is a messenger RNA of Exserohilum turcica Et28A, 1744 nucleotides long. RefSeq lists its product as uncharacterized. Bases 22 to 1557 code for a protein of 511 amino acids. The transcript has 8 exons. Lineage: Eukaryota; Fungi; Ascomycota; Dothideomycetes; Pleosporales; Pleosporaceae. Gene Ontology annotation, molecular function: heme binding; monooxygenase activity; iron ion binding. The record is from RefSeq and is a predicted model, not a curated record.
CUCUCUCCACCUUUGCCCGCCAUGGAAAUGAAAACCAGUCCGGUCAUCGCUCAGAUUGUUCAAGCGGUAACGGCAGCAGCGAUUACCUACUUUGCCUACACAUACAUUAUUCACCUCAACUAUAAGCGCCACCUCGCUCGGAUACCCCGGCUGAGAAGCCAGCAAAUUGGCAGCAACGAAGAGACGAGGCAAACUUAUCUCAAAUCGGCAAAGGCACUCUAUCGCGAAGGAUACGAAAAUUUCAAAGAUCAGGUCUAUCGAAUGUCGAAUGCUGAUGGCAUUGACAGUGUUGUCAUUCCGAGAAAGUUUCUGGACGAACUAAGGCGUCUCCCGGAUAACACGCUGAGCGCUGGAAAGGCUGUAGCAGAUUUUUUGGAAGUGAAAUACACGCAGAUUCUCGCCGAGGAAGACAUCGUUGCGCAUACCAUCAAGGCCGACCUGACACCAUCUCUGCUUCGACUCACCCCGAUUAUAUCUGAAGUGGCCGACAAAGCCAUCCAGGGCGAUAUGCCCAGUUGUGAAGACUGGACACCGGUUUGCAUCUAUGGAUUGCUAACGACUAUUGUGGCGAAGAUGUCCGGCCGCAUUUUCGUCGGGCCCGAUCUCUAUCUAGACGAGAAAUACUUGGAAAUGGGCAUCCAGUAUACACAUGAACUGAUGGCUGCACAACGCCGUGUCAAAAAUAUGCGGCCUCUUCUGCGUCCGCUACUCGCACACCGAACGCCGGAAGUCCGUCAGCUGAGGAAGCGUGAAAAAUUAGCAAAGGAAUUCUUCACACCAGUUGUAGAAGCUCGCCUCCAAGGAGAGAAGAGAGACGAUUGGAAGGAGCCUGAUGACAUGCUCCAAUGGCUUUUGAAUAGGCGGGAACAAUUCAAGCUCGAUACUAUGGAAAAGAUCUCAAAGUUACAAUUGGGUAUCAUUUUUACUGCUAUCCACACGACUGUCAUGACGGCAACUAACAUUUUCUACAGUCUAGUGGUAACACCUGAAUACAUUCAUGAACUCCGUGAGGAGAUCCUUCAAGCUUUGGCCAACAACGAAGGGAUAAUGAACAGCAAAGCAUUGCAAGAAAUGGAGAAAGUUGACAGUUACAUGAAAGAGGUUUUCCGUUUCUACAACUUCGGAACCAUAUCCUUCCUCCGAAAGGUCCUCAAGGGCAUCGUACUCUCCAACGGCCAAUACAUUCCUGCUGGUGUCAACAUCGAAGCACCCACUUAUUCCAUCUACCACGACGACCAUCUCUACCCUGAUGCCCAUACUUUUGAUGGCUUCCGCGCAUAUAAAAUGCGCAAGAACACUAUGUUAGAUGAGGUUAGCGCGCGCAAUCAUUUUGUUAAUGUUAACGACCAGAAUCUUGGAUUCGGCUAUGGGCGACACGCGUGUCCCGGGCGGUUUUUUGCAAACAACGAGAUCAAGUUGAUCUUGGCGAAACUGCUGCUUGAGUACGACAUCAAGAUGGUAGAUGGAAUGACGACGCGAUGGCCGAAUAUUGAGCAUGGCGCUGAGUGCUUGCCAGACCCGUCAAAAGAGAUUCUUUUCAAGAGGUUGAAGGCAUGAGCAUGUCCUGAGAGCCCACUAUCAUCUGAAUGAAUCAGGAGGAUUGCAACAAUGACAUCUAAGGUGAAACGGGUCUUAUAAUUUAUGAAGUUUGCGAUGUUGUACUUCCAGGAGUUAGCGUAUUACCUUAGGCAUUGACUUUCAGAGCGAGGUUCAACACCAGGUCUCCAAAUUAUCUCCGUCUUCU